AUGAGAAUUUUGAAAGAAUUUCUUAGAAACCGGGUCGAUUCACAGUCGCCAAGAAUCGACGUUUGGGGAUUCGGACUUGUUCUUCAAGAGAUGAUCACCCUCGAGCACGCGUUUGGUCGUCAAGAAGGACAGCCAGCUGAUGAGAUUAGAAUUGUCGAGAACAUGAAGUUUGGAAAACGAACUAAUUUUUUUCAAAUAUUCGGAGAAACGGACGAAUUUGGGGAAUUCGAAAUUCUGAUUCAAAAAUGUCUUCAUCCAACUAGAGAAUUGCGCCCAAAUAACAUGAUGAUUGUGAAGAACGUAGAGAUCUUCUCCGAUUUUGUCCAACGGAUCGAGCGAGGGGAGCUUCCAAGUGAUAUCAUGGCAACUUCAGGGGAAAUGAUAGAAAAAUUACGAGAUGAAAAUCGGCAGAAAGAUCAACAAAUUCAAGUUCUCGAGAACAUUGUCAAAAAUCAGAUUCGCGAAUUCGAUCGUCUCAAAAAAGAACUCGAUUCUGAAUGUGAAACAGAAGAAUUUGGGCCUAAUCGGAUGAAAACUGAGCUUCACUGGAAAAACGAAGAACUUCAGUCUCUUCAUCGUCGAAUUCAUGAGCAAGAUCGCGAAAUUUCCCGACUUUCCAGAGCCGAAGAAGACCUCCAUCGAAACAUCAAAGAACUGAUGACUAAGCAUGAAGACAUCGUUCUUCAAAAAAUGCAAGCAGAAGAACAGCUCCAAGAUUAUGCGCAAAGAAACGAAGCUGAUCAGAAAAUAAUUGAAGAACUACGAAAAAACGGAAGGUUUGGGUCAAUCGAAGAUGCUCCCUUUGAAAACGACCGCGGAGUCACAAAAGCUGUCGACAAGGAAAGUGGUGCGACUGUUAUGAUCAAGUGGAUCACGGCCAAAGGGCCAAAGUAUAUCAAAGCAGCGGAAGAAGAGGCGCAAAAACUGCGAGAUUUGAGCGCACAGAGCCGGUUUUUCGUCAAAUUCAUCGACUUUUUGCCAAAAAUGCGGCCGGACUGGUGGGAAUGGAGUAUUUUGUCCUUUAUCGUCAUGGAGUUCUGCCCCGGUGGCUCUUUGAAGGACUGGAUUGAUGCAAGAAAACCCCAAGGUCGGAGAACUACUGUCAAGGAAGCGACUGUAAUCGGAACGCAAAUUGCUUUGGCGCUGAGUUUUUGCCAUUCUCGAAAAAUUGCUCACUUGGAUGUCAAACCCGCAAAUGUGAUGAUGAUGAGCGAUGGCUUCACUAUCAAACUGGGCGAUUUCGGCAUUUCAACACUUCUCGAUUCAGUUCGAGACACUAUUACAACCAAAGGCUUGCAAGGAAUCGUCGAGCAUACUCUUCUCUACAUCACUCCAGGAAAUUUUUAA
This is a messenger RNA of Oikopleura dioica, 1347 nucleotides long. Lineage: Eukaryota; Metazoa; Chordata; Appendicularia; Copelata; Oikopleuridae. The record is from the annotation of a GenBank genome assembly.